Molecule: messenger RNA, 1173 nt
Organism: Merops nubicus (carmine bee-eater)
Lineage: Eukaryota; Metazoa; Chordata; Aves; Coraciiformes; Meropidae
Gene: TMEM71
Product: transmembrane protein 71
Exons: 9
Source: RefSeq, a predicted model, not a curated record
AUAAUCUGUAUUGUCUGUUAUGCCAAGGUGUAUGAAACAAUCCUUUUCAAGAUGUAUGGAACAUCACAUGUUGCAUCAACACCAGGAGGAAGUUCAACGGCGUUUAACAGGGAACACAGAUGCAGCCUCUCACCACCUGUUUUUCCAAGUUCUGCUCAUGCCUUUUUGGAUGACGACCGUGCCUAUGAGUGCUGCUCCACAAGUCCUCUGACAGGCUGCCUUGCCUCCUGUCGCCGCAGCCCCCGCCUGCUUUCCAAUGGCUAUUACAUUCUGACAGCAGACAGCUUGCUCUGCGAUGAGGAAGGCAACAUAACACUGACACCAUCCCAGACAAGUGUUACGUAUAAGGAGAAUUUAAUUCGUGUGUUCAGGCGAAGGAAGAAAAUCCGCCGCUCUCUCACCAGCCUGUUCAGUCUCAGUGCCUCCAGUUCAUGGCUCAGCAGCACCAUCCUCAGCAACAGGGACUCCUCCCGUGUGUAUGAGCCUUGGCCUGAUGGAUGUAAUCAACUAGAAGCCAGUGAGAGCGAUAUUGUUGAUUCAGAUGUUUCUGCUGAGUAUAUCAGCCAUGUGCCACGAGGGCAAACUCCAGCAUCUAAUGGAGCCUCUCUCACCAAAGAUGAGGAGUUUCUGCAGCCUGGGAAACCAUUUUGUGCUUCACAAUCUUGCUCUCCAUUUAUGAUAAAUGCAAACGAAGAGACUUUGAGCAGUGCAAAAUCCAGGACAGCACGAAACAUCCUUUCUCAGAUAUUUGCAGUGAUUAUAUGUUUAAUCAUUUCAAUAGGAACAAGGUAUUUUCUGGGAGGAUUGUCUGCCACUUUGUUGCUGAUAAUUGUAGUUUUUCUUUUGUCCCAGGAUGCUGCUGUGUCAUCUUUCUUCAGUUUUGACACAUCUUUUAGAACAACUAAGUUUUGUCUGGCUGUUCCCCUGGUGUGCCAGGAGCAGCCGCUGCCUGUGGAGGGGCUGGUGCUGCCCGCGGGGGGCAGUCAGACACCGCCACUGGGGCUGGGAGCUCCGCAGCGAAACCGCACAGACCAGAGGUCCUCGGGGGAGAAGGAGUGGCCAGAGCUGAAACGUCACUGUCUGUCCAACGCUGGCGUCCCAGCCAGACUCAAGCAGGUUAUAGCUGCAUUUCUGGCAUCACAAAUCCGAACAAAUGAUGCAAUGAGGGAAAGG